AUGGACGACAAUAACAGCUAUCAGUCUGAUAAGUCCCCCAGUGAUCAGCCCCCCCCCAUCGAUCAGACCCCAGUGAUCAGCCCCAUCGAUCAGCCCAGUGAUCCAGCCCCCAUCGAUCAGCCCCCAGCGAUCAGCCCCCAUCGAUCAGCCCCCAGUAAUCAGCCCCCCAGCAAUCAGCCCCCCAGUAAUCAGCCCCCCAGCAAUCAGCCCCCCAGCGAUGCCAGGGGGGGGCGGAAGAAAGCUGCCAGGCCGCGCCAGUGCCGGCGGUGCUGGGCCCAUGGCUAUGACUCGCCCUUCAAAGACCACAAGAACUUCUGUGCCUGGAGGUGGUGUGUCUGCAUGCGGUGCCGGAAGGUGGUCAGGAGGCAGAAGGACAUCGCUGCCAGGAUGGCAUGGUGCAGACAGAAGGCCCUGGAAGUGAGGGUGGGGAUCCGCUCCCCCAUUGGGUCCCUACCCAGUGACUCAGGGAGAAGGGUGACGGCUGGGGAUCGGCCUGUCCCCAUCAGAGGACACAUGGAAAGCGCCCCUGAGAUGGCUGGAAGUACAUCAUUUCUUUAUAACAGUUUCUACCACCCAGCACACUUCCCAUACUACAACUCAUACAAUUAUUCUCCCUACCAAAUGGCUCUGAAUGCUGGACCAAGUGGCAGUAACCGAGGUGGAGUAAAUGGGCCACCAAUGUCAUAUGCACCAAUGGAAAACCCAGCAAUGUCAAGCACCCCAAUGACUAACCCAGCAAUGCCAAGCGCACCAAUGGCUAACCCAGCAAUGCCACGUGCACCAAUGGCAAACGCAAUUAUGUCAAGCGCACCAAUGACUAACCCAGCAAUGCCAAGCGCACCAAUGACUAACCCAGCAAUGCCACGUGCACCAAUGGCUAACCCAGCAAUGCCACGUGCACCAAUGGCUAACCCAGCAAUGCCACGUGCACCAAUGACUAACCCAGCAAUGUCAAGCGCACCAAUGGCUAACCCAACAAUGCCAAGCGCACCAAUGGCUAACCCAGCAAUGCCAAGCGCACCAAUGGCUAACCCAGCAAUGCCAAGCGCACCAAUGGCUAACCCAGCAAUGCCACGCGCACCAAUGACUAACCCAGCAAUGCCACACGCACCAAUAGCUAAGCCAGCAAUAUCAAGCGCACCGAUGUCAAACCGAGCAAUAUUUAGCACACCAAUGUCAAACCCAGCAAUGUCAAGCGCACCGAUGUCAAACCGAGCAAUGUCAAGCGCACCGAUGUCAAGCCCAGCCACGCCAACCGCAUCCAUGUCAAACCCACCAGUGGCAAGCGCAUUUAGAAGUAUUCCAAGAACCCACAUCCCAAGUCAGCCAGAAAACCAGUGGCAGGAUGCUUGUCCAAACAUAAGUAUGACAUCUUCAAGACCACAACUGCAACCUGUAUCAUUUGCCCCUUACAUAUCAGCUAUGAAUGUAGGUGAAAAUAGUUUGCCAGGACACAGUGUAAGCUCACCGUAUAGCAUGCACUCGUAUUAUCCCUCGUACCCUAGACAAAGUGUUGCCACUCCUGCUUGUGUCCCACCUCUCUUCACUUAUAAAGCAAUGCCAUCAUAUUAUGAGGCCGUGGCAAGCGUGUUUCCUCCUCCCAGCUGCAAAGAUUGCGGCUUCGUUUCUCUGAAUUUCCCCACUAACAAUAAGAGCACCAGAGGUGAAGCAGAAUGUGAGGCGAACAUAGAGGCAAGCCAGUUCACCACCAGAGUUAUCGAGGAUGACAAGUGA
Pelobates cultripes (western spadefoot toad) is the source of this 1734-nucleotide messenger RNA. Lineage: Eukaryota; Metazoa; Chordata; Amphibia; Anura; Pelobatidae. The record is from the annotation of a GenBank genome assembly.